ACAGGGAAGGGUCGCGCUUCCUUUUUUCUAGUAUUAUGAACGAUUAUGAAUGAAAGUCGGUUUGAUGUUUCCCCUGAACCUACAAACGUGUGAUUAUUAAUAAGGUUGUCAUUGCGAGCCGAGGGCAGCUCGUAUAAACUAGUUCACCAUGUCUGCCAGCGCUGUUUACGUCCUGGAUUUGAAAGGAAAGGUUCUGGUGUGCCGAAACUAUCGGGGAGAUGUGGAUAUGUCAGAGAUUGAGCACUUCAUGACCCUCCUGAUGGACAAAGAGGAGGAGGGAACUCUCUCUCCAAUCCUCGCUCAUGGCGGAGUCCGUUUCAUGUGGAUCAAACACAAUAAUCUCUACUUGGUUGCAACAUCCAAGAAAAAUGCCAGCGUCUCACUGGUUUUCUCCUUCUUGUACAAAAUUGUUCAGGUGUUUUCAGAGUAUUUCAAGGAGCUGGAGGAAGAGAGCAUCAGAGACAACUUUGUUAUCAUAUACGAGCUGAUGGACGAGCUGAUGGACUUUGGCUAUCCUCAGACCACUGACAGCAAGAUUCUGCAAGAGUACAUAACACAGGAGGGACACAAGUUGGACACGGGCGCCCCGCGACCCCCCGCCACAGUCACCAACGCCGUCUCCUGGAGGUCAGAAGGCAUCAAGUACAGGAAGAAUGAGGUUUUCCUGGACGUCAUUGAGUCAGUCAACCUCCUGGUCAGUGCCAAUGGCAACGUGUUGCGCAGUGAGAUUGUUGGCUCCAUUAAGAUGCGUGUUUUCCUGUCUGGAAUGCCCGAGUUGCGACUGGGGCUCAACGACAAAGUUCUGUUUGAAAACACUGGACGAGGGAAGAGUAAAUCUGUCGAGUUGGAGGAUGUCAAGUUUCACCAGUGCGUCCGUCUGUCUCGCUUUGAGAACGACCGCACCAUCUCCUUCAUUCCUCCUGAUGGAGAGUUUGAGCUCAUGUCCUACCGUCUCAACACUCACGUGAAGCCCUUGAUCUGGAUUGAGUCAGUUAUUGAGAAGCACUCCCACAGCCGCAUCGAGUACAUGAUUAAGGCAAAGAGCCAGUUCAAAAGGCGCUCCACAGCCAACAACGUGGAGAUUCACAUUCCUGUGCCAACGGACGCCGACUCACCCAAAUUCAAGACCACAGUGGGCAGCGUGAAGUGGGUGCCUGAGAACAGUGAGAUCGUCUGGUCAAUCAAGUCGUUCCCUGGAGGAAAGGAGUAUUUGAUGCGAGCUCACUUUGGUCUGCCAAGUGUGGAAGCUGAAGACAAAGAGGGAAAGCCACCAAUCAGUGUCAAGUUUGAGAUCCCGUACUUCACCACCUCAGGGAUCCAGGUUCGUUACCUAAAGAUCAUAGAGAAGAGUGGAUACCAGGCCCUGCCAUGGGUGCGCUACAUCACCCAAAAUGGAGACUACCAGCUCCGGACCCAGUAGGAGGCAGCGCCCCGGCCAGAAUCGGGCAGGUGGAAAUCAAGACGGGGUGGAGCUGAAGCCGCUAAUGUGCCCUCGAUGGCAGGUGGCAGUCAUGACACCAGAGGACUGUCAGUAUCUCCUUUUCUUGUUUUAUUUCUGUAUUGGUUAAAGCUCUAUUCAUGUAUGAUCAAUGCAAAUAUCAGAUGGAGCCGUCAGCUUGGUAAAGUUCAAAAAACAAGGAAGGCAGGAGUGACGUUUCCACCCACUCACUCACGGAUGCCAGAGCUGUACACAAUCUACCACAGAAGGUCAGAAGGUCUGAAAGAAUGUUACAAAACUCAUCUAAGGUUACUGUAAUCACCUGCACACAGGUCAGCGACACUCAGUCCCACUAUGAUACUUUUUGUAUUAAGCUGCUUUUUUUUUCUGCCACAAUUCUUAUUUGAUGAUUAUUUGUAUAUAUUUGUUACAUGUUAAUGAACUCAUACACAGUGUUAUUGGUUACAAAAAAAACAACACAAACUGUAAAUCAAAGGAGAGGUUUUUCUUUUUAUGUCAUUAUCUCCAUGGGAUGCCAUUGUACAUGCCAGAGCGAGGCCUUCCUGCUCAGCUAUUGUGCUUUUUUUUUUCUUUUCUUUUUUCCAACUCUUGAUGUUCAGCUUUGCAAUUGAGUAAAAAAAAAAAAAAAAAAAAACUCUGCGCGGGAAGCACCCAGACACCUGCUUUCCUUUCCUCCAUCUGUAAGCAUAAUAUUUUCAAUCAUUAAAUGUCUAUUUAGGGAAAAGGUUC
Cololabis saira (Pacific saury) is the source of this 2188-nucleotide messenger RNA. It is a transcript of the gene ap1m1, whose product is annotated as adaptor related protein complex 1 subunit mu 1. Lineage: Eukaryota; Metazoa; Chordata; Actinopteri; Beloniformes; Belonidae. Gene Ontology annotation, biological process: intracellular protein transport; vesicle-mediated transport. The transcript is spliced from 12 exons. Gene Ontology annotation, molecular function: clathrin-cargo adaptor activity. Gene Ontology annotation, cellular component: clathrin adaptor complex; clathrin-coated vesicle. The coding region runs from base 149 to 1420 and encodes 423 amino acids. The record is from RefSeq and is a predicted model, not a curated record.